AUGGCAGAUCCACUAACAGCUAUUGGGGCUGUCUCGGCCGUCGUACAGCUUAUCGGCGGAGUCGCGUCCGGGCUGCGGACGCUGAAAGAUGCUGUCGUGGCCAUCAAGGAUGCACAGAAGGCCGUCGAGCGGCUGGAGAAGAACAUCCUGCAUCUUGGCCAAUGCCUCAAAAUGCUUGAGCAAUACUUCCAACAAAGACCACCCAAAAUACCCUACGAGGCACAGCUCUAUGAAGUCAUCCAAGGAAUUGCUACAAGCUGCACCGCGCCAUUGAACAUACUCAAAGAAAAGACACCAAAGCGCGUAUCGAAGAAGAAUGCGGCCACGGCGUUCCAUUUCUGGCUAAACGACAGCUCCAUCACCCAGGCAAAACUUCAGAUCGAUGAGUAUAUACCGUACAUGAAUCUUCUUAUGCAGACACUCAAUCUGACCUUCGCCAACGAUGCCACUGCAUUUGUCGUCCAGUCCGUCAGCACGACAACAGCUACGUCAUCGAGGUAUAUGUCGGCAUUGAGACCUGGGGAUGCACCUGCAGUCAGCGGCACAGCACAGGUGCCACCCUUUCCAAAGGCACGAGAACAGCUCGAUGCCGAAUGGGAACAGAACAGGAAAGACCUGGAACGUCUAGUAGGGUAUGGUCUCUACGAGAAUGCAGAGAAGCUCCAGCGAAGGGCACUGUUGAUCAAGGAGGAGCUAAACAGCCAAUACGGAAUCCCAUUCAAGAAGGAAGAACGAGACGAAAUGGAAGAAAGAUUGGCUGAUAUUCUUAUCGAGUGCAAAGUUGAAGGGUCUACGGAGAAGGCGGUCUCUCUCAUCGAGAACAUCAUUGGGGAGAAUCCCAAAGGCAGUGCCACAGGGAGCAGCAACAACCGGCUCACCUUGCCCUGGUCGUCGACAUCCGAUCAAAACGAUCAAAAGAAACUGAACCUUCACUACAAGCUGGGGGGGCUGUACAAGGAGACUGGUCAGAUGGACCUUGCUGAGAGGGAGCUGAGGACAGCAUUCAAUGCAUACGCAUAUUCCGAGGAGUCCCCCCAAGAUAUUCCAAAAAUACGUCAGGCCGGGGAAGAGCUUUCAGAAUUGUACGAAUGCCGAGUCGAGUUUGGCGACAGGGAGCACCGGUCCGUUUUCUUGUCCCAACAAAAGGCAUUCGAACAAGAACUCCGCACCAUCCUGGGACGGCCCCUGGAACAUCGGCGGACAAUAUGUGACAAGGCCCUCGAGUGGUGUGAAAAGGAAGGCAUCAAUGUCUCCUUUGAGAACAGCGAGCCGCGGUUCGACAUCGUGGACGAGGACGGCUCGUCGCCACUGCAUCAUGCCGCAGAGAAGUGUGACGACGACCUGGCCCUGCAGCAGAUGAUGGAGAACUCUGAUACCCUCGAGAACCAAGAUCUUAACGGGGACACGCCGUUGCUAGUCGCCGUGGGGUACUCCAACACUGCAGCGCUUGCUGUUCUCCUACAGAAAGGGGCCAGCGUCAAAGUUAGGGAUCGCCAGCAACAGACGCCGCUUCAUAGGAGCCAGAAGCCAUCGGUCACAAAGUUCCUGCUGCACCAUAGGCUGCGGCGAGCAAGCACAAUGACAUCCGGCCUCUUCGACGAGGCGCGGAGGUUCUCCUCGUCGUCCACCUCCACCUUCACCACAUCACCCCCCAACUCGAUCGCAGACCAGGACCUCGACAUCGACGCACAGGACGCCCACAAGAAGACAGCGCUCUACCUCGCCUGCUCGCAGGGGCGCGAAAAGAUAGUGAGGCUGCUCCUCCUGGCCCGCGCGAACCCGAACAUCGCCGCCCACGAGUCCACCCCCCUCACGAUAACCAUCGAGUCGCAGGCGCGGUCGUACAUCAGGGACCCGAUGAAGAAGGUGGACAUCGUCGCGGCGCUCGUCAGCAGCGGCGCCGACCCCGAGCCGGGCAAGGGGCUGCUCCGGAAGCCCAGGGGCAUGCACAAGGAGAUCAGCAGGGCGCUCGAGGGCCGCGCCGGGUCGCAGCUCCUGCAGGGGUCGUCGGUGUCUGUGGACUGGGGCCCCGAGGCCCGCCGGGACAGCGGCUACCAGCCGUCUGUGUCGUCCUUCGCGAGCAAGCCCCAGCUGGAGCAUCUGGAAUUCGGGCCUCCUUUGACGUCAGAUUUCGGGACCCCGGGGGACGAGAAGCCAGAGGGCGGGGAGCCCGAGGAUGAAGAGGCGGGGAACGGGAAGCCGGAAGGUUGA
Messenger RNA from Diaporthe citri, 2211 nucleotides. RefSeq lists its product as uncharacterized. Gene Ontology annotation, molecular function: protein binding. NCBI's taxonomy places the organism in Eukaryota, Fungi, Ascomycota, Sordariomycetes, Diaporthales, Diaporthaceae. The transcript is spliced from 2 exons. Bases 1 to 2211 code for a protein of 736 amino acids. The record is from RefSeq and is a predicted model, not a curated record.